AUGAUCCUAUUCCAUGACCAAUGUUCUCCCAAACUGGCCAUUUAUAACUGGCUUAAUCCUCCUACCAACCCUCUAGGGACUUCACGUGCCGCGGUUAGACUCUCAGCUCCAUCCAAAGCGUCCCGCAUCGCGAACACGACUUCUACAGCCAUGAGCGGCGGAAACAUAAACUAUGGCGGGCUGUCGGAGGAAGCGGCGCGCGCGGCGGGGAUAAAGGGGAAGAAGAGCACGUUCAAGGAGAAGACGUGGGUGAACCCGUCGCGCACGCUCUACAUCACCAACGUGCCGCCCGGCGCCUCCACGGAGCAGCUCGAAGGGCUCUUUCGGCAUCUGGAGGGCUUCAUUGCCUUUCGUCGGGUGCGCAGCAUGUGCUUCGUUGACUUUGAUGAGAAGCAGCAUGCAACAGCGGCCAUGUGGAAGACCAACGGGCACAAGUUCAAGCCGCACCACGACGGGCUGCUCGUCAGCUACGACAAGGACGACGGGGAGGAGAAGGGGGGGUGGAGCAUGAGGCAGCGCGUGGAGGAGCGGCAGCGCAAGGCGGAGGCGGACCUCUCCCGCGUGCUCUACCGCUGCGCCGCCUGCAACCACUUCUGCUUUAAACUCGCGCGCCCCCUGUCAGUGCUGCCGGAGAGGCGCACGGACGGCAGCAGGGUGGUGGAGGCGGCCACGGACCUGGUCACCAUGAUGGCUGUUAAGGGCGGGCAGAAGCUGCUCAAGAGCAACCGUGGCAUUGGUGUGCGGACAUCACGUGGAGCAUGGGAGAAGGGCGUGGAGCGCCAGUUCCGGUACAACUGUGAGCUGUGUGAUGCCUGCAUCGGUUACCGCCCCGUGCCCUACGAGCAGGACUGCAAGUACAUCUACCUCUUCCCGGAGGCCUUGACGGAGUCGAAGCCAGGCCAGCCGAGCCUCUCCUCCCCGGCAGCAACAGUGGCAGCAGCGGUGGCGGCGGGCGUGCCAGUGUCCCCAGCGGUGGCACAGCUGCGGCCCAUCACCGUGGCAGCUGACGGGCUGCCCUCCAUCCUCGGCCGCCCUGGCAUGCCCCUCCCUGCCAUUGCUGAAGACGCUGCUGCUGCUGACGAAGGGAAAGGGAGGGAGGAGGAGGUUGAUGGAAGCAGUGUCAAUGGCGAAAGCAGGCAAGAGGAGAGGAGGCCACAGAGUGCGAGCUCCAAGGACUAA
Messenger RNA from Closterium sp. Yama58-4, 1179 nucleotides. Lineage: Eukaryota; Viridiplantae; Streptophyta; Zygnematophyceae; Desmidiales; Closteriaceae. The record is from the annotation of a GenBank genome assembly.